GAACUCAUCUGUGAUUUAAGAGGGCACAUGGAGCAACUUCACCAGGAGAUGGCUGAGCUAAGAAGAUCAAUUAUGAGCUGCAUGGACAUGCAGAUGAAAUUGCAACAAUGGUUUAAUCGGGAAGUUCGUUCGGAUGGAGGGGAGGGGAAGAAUUCAGCAGAUAGGGCACCAUGGAAACGCAGUUGCUGUAUUUGCUAUGAAGUGCAGGUUGACUCACUUUUGUACAGAUGCGGGCACAUGUGCACCUGUCUGAAAUGUGCGCAUGAAUUGCAAUGGAGUGGAGGAAAAUGUCCAAUCUGUCGGGCUCCCAUACUGGAUGUUGUAGCAUACCAGCCAAGUGAACGAGUUCUUGCUUCUGAUGGAGGACCGUCUGCAUUCUUAAUCAACUCUAAUUAAAUUUUUAAAUCAAUGAAGUGCAACACACUUAUUAAUUAACUCCCCAUCGUAUUGUGGAAGUUUAAUUAAUAAAAAGAAAUGGGUUGCUAAUAUCAGUGAGUCUUUAUCUUUGUAAUUAUUUUAUCUAUCUAUCUAUUUAAUUGUUAGAUAUAUAUGUGCACACACACAUACUACCAGCAGUAACAAUUUCCUCAAUGACGAAAUCCGAAGCAACUAGCUAGCUAGUUAGGUCUCAAUGCUACUGUGGAUGUGUUAUUUUUAGAAUUUUUUAUUAAUUUGGUUAAUUUUUCCUUCAUUAUUAUCAUAACAA
Molecule: messenger RNA, 706 nt
Organism: Theobroma umbraticum
Lineage: Eukaryota; Viridiplantae; Streptophyta; Magnoliopsida; Malvales; Malvaceae
Product: putative E3 ubiquitin-protein ligase LUL4
Source: RefSeq, a predicted model, not a curated record